Manduca sexta (tobacco hornworm) is the source of this 9447-nucleotide messenger RNA. RefSeq lists its product as uncharacterized. The record is from RefSeq and is a predicted model, not a curated record. NCBI's taxonomy places the organism in Eukaryota, Metazoa, Arthropoda, Insecta, Lepidoptera, Sphingidae. The coding region runs from base 304 to 6825 and encodes 2173 amino acids. The transcript is spliced from 22 exons. Gene Ontology annotation, cellular component: ER to Golgi transport vesicle membrane; endoplasmic reticulum exit site. Gene Ontology annotation, biological process: autophagy; Golgi organization; COPII vesicle coat assembly.
GUGAUAACAUGGCGACACUGCCAACAGGGCACCUUCGAUCGAUGGGCUGCUGUCAACAAUUUUUUUCUAAAAUAUUUAUAAAAUAAAUCGUAUCCGAUAUAGUGGUUUCUAUCCAACAGCCCGAGCUUUGUACACGUCAAUGAAUUAUUACAGCCACCUGCCCGCAUCGUUUAACAAAGAAUAGUGAGAGUGAAAGUGUAUUGUGUGCGCCUUAGUUUUGUGAUAGUGACGGGGCUGGUUUCGGUGGAAGCAUAUGUGAUCGGCUCCCUGCCGAAUGUUACGUAAGGUGUGGUAGCGCGCGGCAUGUCGUGGAUGAAGCAACGGCAGGGCGCGGGCGCGCCGCCGCCCGUGCCCGAGCGGCAGCCCUACGCGGCGCCCCAGGCACAGCCAUUUGGGAACCAGCAAAGCAUGUACCCAAACUAUCAAGGUGGGACUGGUAAUCCUCAACAACAGUAUUGGCAGAUGCCUCAGCCUCCUCAGCAAGCCCAGUUCAACCAGCAAUAUGGACAAACUUACCAACAAGACUAUCCAGCCAAUGCCAACCAAUUCUAUUCACCUCAAAAUCAAUAUAAUCAGAAUUACAAUCAGUACAACAAUCCUCAGCCAGGGUUCAAUAAUCAACAACAAACAUUCUAUCAGAAUCAACCAAUGCAACAACAGAAUUUUUCACAAAAAACUAAUUCAGAUGCUUGGGAAGACAACUGGGAUUGGGGGUGGGAUGAAGCAUCAAAGUUACAGGGUCAAAAGUCACAAACCAUGGUGCAACAUCAAGCAGCACCUCAACAACAGCAGCAACAGCAGCAACCACUGCAGCAACUGCCACAGCAACAACCUCAACAACAACUACAACAACCACCACAAUUGCAACAACAGCCAGUGUUUAACAAUGCUAAUGUAAUUGAAGAGAGUUUUGGUGGUAAUGACAGUUGGAACUGGUCUAUUGAAGAAAAGAGAGAGGCAAAAGAACCUGUCCCACAAGAAGUGGUUAAUAAGGAACCAGAUACAGUACCUGUCAGUCAUCCGCAUGUGAAUAGCAUAGAUCAUGAGCCCCAUGUUGUAAACAGUGUGCCAGAUGUUAAUCAACAUGGUGAAGAAGUUAAAUCACUGAGUGAUAGAGAAGCUGUAAAGGAACGUUUACCAAAUUUAGCUUUAGGAAAACGAUUCCAUUUAGAUAAUUUAACACCUCAGUGGUCAAUAGAGUCCCAAAUGUCCCAGGAGUCUAGUGAUGGACCCUUAACUCAGUCUGAAGGCACUUAUAGAAGUGAAAAUCAGUCUAGAAACUCGAGUAAAAGUAGUCCAGGAUUAAAUACAGAUAACUCUAAUUUUAAUUACUCUCAACCUGGGUUGGACGAAUAUCAUCAAAAUAGUGAGUGGUCAAAAUCAGAUGACCUCACAUUGGCAGACAGUCUUCAAAACAGUAGCAGACGUCAGAGCCAUGAUGAACUGGCAAAUUCAAUGCAAGAGAUGAGGUUAAAUAAUCAUGAGAAUUCUGUGCAACUGACACACGAAUCAGUUAACGUACACGAAAAUGUUGUGGCAGCACAUCCGCCACCGGCGUUUUCGCCAGGAAAUUUUCCACCUCCUGUGUCUUCAAACUCACAAUCUUUGCCUCCUCAAGCACCAGCGCCAGUGAGUCUUCCUCCGCCGCCGUCUAUACCACGACCACCGUCGUCAUCUGGAUCAUUGCCUAGGCCACCUUCUUCCAACUCUCUUCCACGCCCGCCUUCCUCCUCUGCCCCAUUACCGCCAUCUUCAAGUGCAACUUUACCUCCCCCACCUAUUUCAUCAGCAACGGUAUCGCCUCCAGCGGUGUCUGCAUCAUUACCGCCUCUUUCCGCCGCCAAUUUCCCCCCACAAACCUCUUCUAACAACCCAUUCAAGCAUGCUGGGCCAUUUUCACAUAAGUCUACAUCAAAAUCUAGUGCAAGUCACAUGCAGUUCCCUGCGCCCAUGUCCAAUACGACCAUAGCUGCGCCAACAGUGGUAAACAAAGUAUCACAGCAUAGAUUGCCGGUGGGAUUCGAGGCUAAUUUAGAGACAACUCCAGAUAAUUCCGAGAGACCUGAUCAACCACAAAUGUCUGCUUUUAGACCGAUGCCUGUCACUCAUCAGGUUCCCGACAAUUUGGAAGUCGCGCCACAAAAUGAUAGAAAUGAAUACUUACAAACGGCGCACUUGUCUGGCAGUGAUUAUGGUGAAAAUACGGACUUCAGUCGUAAUGUACCGCCUCCAGGAUUACGCAGGAUGGUUGUGGGCCAACAAGAGUCCGAGUAUAGUCAGAGUUUGAAUAUAUCUGGCGACGAGCCUCCUCCAGGCCUUGCUCGCAUGGUUCCAGGCCAGCAGACUGAGGCUGGCAAUGUCUAUAAUCAGUCCAGUGGUAAUUACAUGGACCGCCAUAUAGACGGGCAGCCAACUGAUAGCAGUAACAGCGGCCGCUACAGACAGGCGGACGGUCAACAAACACCGGACAACUAUACUCAGCCUUCCUCUGGCGCGGGAACCGAUAGGAGACCUAUUGGCUUAGAUAGAAUGGUUCCCGGUGAGCCUAGUAAUGAUGAAUACUCUCAGUAUUCUAGUACUAAUUAUGGAGGUAAUGAACAAAGGGUUGUGACCGGCGUCGACCAUGACUUCGGUCUGACAAUCGACGCUGGCCCAUCAGAUAUCAGAGAACAAAACGUCGACGGGUCAGACUAUUCUGAACAAGCAUCCAGAAAUCCACCAAGAAAUGUCAUAGGUACACGGGAAGCUAAUGACGUUACUCCAGACUUUGUAGGACCGCCAGAGGAGAACCAAAGGGAGGGCAUAAUGGAAGGAGAGAACCUGCAAGAUUUAAGCAUCAUAACAUCGUCAGAACUGGCGUACUCCCGGGAACAAAUGCUGGAUGGCGCCGACAUAGUCGUAACCGACGCUGGAAUCGAUAGGAAAACCGACAUUUCCGACUCCAUGGACCACCCUGCCACCAGCUCCAGGAGACAGUCUCUGAAUCGCGCGAAUACUUCUGGUGAAGAUUCUGAGAGGGACAGAACGUUUAAGUCAUCCCCAAGGAGAGACAGACACAAGCCAUCUAGAGAUCGAGACAGAGACAGAGAUCGGGAGAGGGAGAAGGAUAGUAGAUAUCCAAGAGACGACAAAAAAUACGAAAGGGAUGAUAGAAGAGCGGGCAGGGACGAGAGACGCCCGGAGAAGGAACGGAAAGAUAGGGACAGGGCCCGCGAUCGGAGGGAAAGGGAUGAGAGUCCCGAGUCGCGCCGCUACCGCCGCAGCACCAGGGGCCACCGGUACGAGACCGAGGACACCGACUACUACAGCGACAAGGAGAGGGACCGCAGGCGUUACAGAGAAGGCUCGUAUACGUCAUCGCGUCCGCCUCGGCCUGACGACAAGGAGCGUCGCGGCGACGAGCGCGGCCGGCGCUACAACACGAUCGAGCGCGACCGACGCUACGACGACGAGUGGGACGGUAGCCGCAGCCGCCGCGGCGACCGGCAUCGCGACCGCGACCGCGACCACGACCGCGACCGCUACGGCCGCUACCGCCCGAUCGACCCCACCAGGAAGCACGGCAACCUGAGGAGGGACAGGGAGGAAGACAGAAGGCGAGUUGUGACGUUUUCGAGCGAUGCAAAAACUAAUGAUUGUAACAGAGAAGCAGGCGAUCAGUUCUCGUCGCCGUCGCGGCCGGACUCGCGCGAGGCGACCGUCACCGACGACGACCUCACCGAGUCGCGGCGACGCUCGCGCCGGCAGAGGACCGCGGACCCCUACUACGAUGGUUACGGCGGCGGCGGGUACUCGGACCCGUACCUGGUGCAGCGGCAGCAGUACCAGUACUACGAGCACCUGCGCCUGACGGACCCCGCGGCCUACAUGGCGCUGUACAAGCAGCUGAUGGCGGGCCAGCCGGCGCCCGCGCACUACCCGCCCAACGUGCAGCGCCUCUACGGGGAGGGUUACUCGGGGCUGUACGAGGGCGAGGAGCGCGGCAGCGUGCACUCGGGCCGCUCCAGCACCACCGGCCUCAAGGGCAACGACACGUACUACGGCGCGUACGCGCGCGACGCGGCCGGCUCGCUGCGGGACGCGCCGUCGCUGCGCACCGACCUGUCCGACAGAGACCUGAACACGGACGCGUCGCUGAACCUGCAGCUGGAGGAGUCCACGGUGCGCUCCGAGCGGAUGACCCCGUACCGGUUCUCCACCGCGCAUGUCAAGGGCAGCAUCUCGUCGCGGCACAUCGUGGUGGUGCGUCCGUCGUACCCGGCGGACGGGCUGCCGGCCACAGUACAGGUGGUGUCGCUGAGCGCUGCGCUCGCGCACGACCCGCACGUCGCCGAGCUCGCCGCCUACCCGGGACCGCUCGUUAAAGGCGUGACGCACAAGCAGAGCGUGAUGUCGUACUGCGCGGCGCGUGCGCGGGAGAGCUGCGCGCGCGACCCGCUCGGCCACGUGCUCGUGUGGCAGCUCCUCGCGCUGCUGCUCAAGCAGAACGGGGUAGUGGUUGGUUCGGACAUAGCUGAGCUGCUGAUGAAGAACACGCGCGAGUAUGAAUACAAGCCAACGGCAGCGAAGAACAACGCGCACAAUGAGAGCCGCCGCGAGUCGUCUGUCUCGGGCGAGAUGCGUGACGAUGAAGCGAGAAGUUCUUCGCCGGACCAACCCUCGCUCUCCACAUCCGAUAUAACCCAUCAAGAGUCCCCGAGCUCUCCCGGACAGUCCGUGAUGGAUGAAAAGGCUGCCCUGGACAGGCUGCGCGAAUUCCUCAUCUAUGGGAACCGGAUGGAGGCGAUAGAGUUCGCGAUGUCGCGCGGGCUGUGGGGGCACGCGCUGCAGCUGGCCGCGCACGCGCCGCGCCGCACGCGCGCGCUCGUGUCCGCGCGCUUCGUGGCCUCGCUGCCGCGCGCCGAGCCGCUGCACACGCUCUACGCCGCGCUCGCCGGCGCCGCGCCGCCCGCCGCCACGUGCGUGGCGGACGAGCGGUGGGGAGACUGGCGUCCACACGCCGCCAUCUUGCUCGCCAACGCGACCGCGCGCCCCGACCAGGACCAGCGCACGCUCACGCAACUUGGCGACAGUUUAUCCUCCCGUGGGUUGCUAUACUCGGCGCAAUUCUGCUACCUGUCGGCGGGUGUGCCGUGGGCGCGACACCCGUUGGCCCCGCUGGCGCCGGCCGGCCCGACACCCGCCACGCCGCGCCUGUCGCUGUUGCUGGCGGACCCCAAGAUGACCACACUGGCCCAGUUCGCCACCAACACAGCUAUCUUCGCCACCGAGAUAUACGAGUACGCGCUCUCGCUCAAUCAGGACUAUGUCAUCACUGAGUUACAGGUGUACAAGCUGCUGAUGGCGACGCGGCUGGUGGACGCGGGGCUGUACGAGCGCGCGCUGGGCUACGCGGAGCAGGCGGCGCGAGCGCUGACCCGCGCGCCGCAGCACUACUCGCCCGCGCUCGCCUGCAGCCUCGCCGAGCUUGCCGACAGGUUGAAGUACCACGACCCGACGCUGCAGGAGGACCCGCCGCUGCUGGACGAGGGUCCCGAGAGCGGCGAGCCAUCCCCGCGACACCACCAGCAGUGGCUCGAUGACGUCAAGAACGUCGCGCACAUGCUCAACGCGGAACAGUCCGCGUCGCAGGUGACGCCGCAGCACCAGCCCUACGGCUACGCGCAGAACCAGCAGUACGCAUGGGGAGACCAGGCGCAACAGUACCAACAACCGGUACAGCAGACGUACGGCGAGCCCACAGAAGAGACGCCGGACUACGCGGCGCAGUACUAUAACCAACAAGUGCCGCAAGUGCCGCAACAAGUCCCGCAACAACACGCGCAGCAGGAGCCCGAGCAGCCCGCCUACCCGACGUACGGCGAGGACUGGCACCGGACGGAAGAACACCACGCGCAGUCCUACGCGGACCCGUACUGGCAGGGGGACAACACCUACGCAUAUGGGGAGCGAGCCGCACGCCCGACCCGCGGCGGGCCGGCCCCCGUCCCCGGCCCCGCAUCGGUCCCGUCCCCCGCGCCCGCGCCGCCCCUGCCCGCGCCAGCGCCCGCCGCUCCCCCCGCGCCGCCCGCCGCCCGCGCCCCUCCCGCGCCCAAGUCCGCCGACGCGUUCGAGCUGGUAGAAUUCCACCGGUCACCAGCGCUGCGUCGUAGAAUACACCCCAAGCCGGAUGCCAUCAACGUGGGCUUCGCUGAAGACAGCUUCCGAGCGCCCACCACCCGACAGAGGACGGUGUCGCGCGGUAGUAGCGUCGACUCUGCCGGCAGCAAGUCUUCCCUAAAAAAGAUGCAGCUCUCGGAUCUCGACAUUCAGAUAGCGCACAGUCCACAACUAGGCACGCCGGCCCGUCCGGACAAACCGAAAACUAUGUACUCGACGGAAAAAACGCCGUACGGGCGCGUUAUAUCGCACACAGUAGAUUCGUGGGCGCGGCAGACGGUGCACGUGAAAGACGGCGUGUACAAACCACUGAUAUUCGGCGGCACAUAUCCCAUAGAGGUGCCGGCGUCGCCGCCUGAACAGCCCGUAAAUACGAUACCACAUGUUGACGUAAAGAGCACUUUGGAUCCGGAGACGCAUCGCCGCGAGCUGCGAAAGACCAUAGAGAAGAGCCUGGACAAGUUCGAGGAGAUGAUGUCCAAACGCUCGCUGAGUACGGACGCGCGGCGCAAAGCGUUCGGCAAGCGCACCGUGCAGACGUUCGACAUCGACGCGCCCGCGGAGCUGGUGGCGCUGGAGCGGCGCGCCCGGCGCGACCCCGACCACAAGUGCUACAUGUCGGGCCCGACCACGUUCGACAUCGACGAGCCCGUCUCCUUCAUAUAACGCGCGCGCACGCGGACUCGUCAAGUCUACACUCUGUGAUACAUAACGAUCUGAUUUUAAAUUAUUUACAUGUUGAAAAAUAUCAAAAUGUUGAAAAAAAUCGAUUUAGUGUCGGCAGCGGAUUUCGUCAAAUUUAAUAUUUGGUAUAUUCGCAGACGGUGGCGUUUUUCGGUAAUUAUUUUGUUUAUUAUAUUAUGUAAUUUCUAAAAAAUUGGAAUAGAGUUUUUCUCUAAUUCAUAUUAUUGGCGUCUGGCGUCCGUUGCCGAUUUUAUUCAUGACAAUUUGUUAGCUUUUAUAUAUUAGUUGUAUUUUGUUUAUGUUAUCGGUGUUAUUAUUGUUGUAGCUCUAAAUAGGCGAUAUAUUAUUGUUUAGAAAAUACGUGUGAUUUUUAUGUCGUACAAAUCAUAGAAACUGAAGUAAGGAACCAGGUCGAAUAACAGAGGGAGAAUGGUGAUCAAUAAAUAUUUACAAAAUAUUUAAAAAAAAAAAUUGCAUCUCUAAAUAUGGCAUAGAAUCCAACUGAAAGUGAAACAUGGAAUACAAAAUAUUUCGAAGACAACAUGCAACAAGAACAACGUCACAUACUCUAUUGAAAAACCUGAAGCAAACCGUUAUUACAAGAGAUCCUAAAUAUCACGGAGUACGAGAGGACGUCACAUGUUACGACUUAUUACCAAUAACGACACACGACACGCGCGCAUUUACAUCAUAACAGACACGCUUUCACGAGUGUGCUUUGUGUUGUUAUGUUUAACGUAGGCGUCAGUGGCGACGUUAGAGACGAGUGGCGGGCGCGGCGGACACUACUUGAUCUCUUUCAUAAAGAGGGGUAAACACGACUCCAAGGGAGGAAAAGGAGUCAUUUAGAUUGAGAUUAUUGCAUUAUGGACAAACCGAUUUUUUCUUCAAAUUAUGUUAUCUUCUAAUCAAAUUGUGUUAUCUUUAUUUUAUUAGUAAUUAAAUGACGAAACUGACUAUAAAUCGCCAUCUGUAAUAUGAAUUAUAAAAUGAGGCACGAGAUAUGCCCGUCACCCUGAGGCUAGGGUGUUAUCCAAUAAAUGCUUCGUGAUUUAUAAAUUCAUGACAUUAUUAUCUUUACAUAGCAAUACAAAACAGUCCAAUUAUCUAAAUAAUCUCAAUCUAAAACAAUAUAUAUUUUCACCCCUUAGGUUCGACCCGUUUUACUCUCGGGUUGCAUUUUUCUUUAAACCAAAGUUAUAACCAGUGGGGCUGUCGGGCCGGGCGCUGCACGCUCUAACGAUGCCACUGCGCACUGUUUUGUUUCAUUUCUUUUAGUGCAUUUUAGAUGGAAUAUUUUUAGUGAAUGCUAUUGUUUUAUUCGUGAAUCUCAUAUCAUAUCUUCUGAAACUAAUGAAAUUUUUCACCUUUUUUUUAUUCAAAUUGAUGUUUUGUUUCCUAUUUUCGCUUACAUGAACAAUUUUCACACGUGAUGUGUAAUUAUUGCAACAUAAAGUUACACAGUGCAAGCUACUAACUUGACAUUGUAUAGUCACUGCUAUGGGUUACUCGCAUGUAGCUCGACUUGCUCCUGCCGUCUCUUAAUGAUGGAUUGCGGAAAAUGGGUGAAUUUAACUGCCGAAUUAGUAAUGAAAUGGUGCUAGGAAACGGGAAAUAUAAAAACGAAACUUUUAUAGAAUAUGGUAUUCUAUAUUGAUCGUCUAGUGGUGAUAAAACUACCAUAGCCAUACGAUGUGACUGACCAGGUUAGUUCGCAUGCUAGCUCGCACCGUGUAACCUCCCUAAAACUUUUACAGUUAGCGACAAAGGCGUGUAAAAUUUGUUACAAAUUGGAUGGUACAUAUUUUUUUUUCGCGCGGUAGUCUUAUAAUGAUGUUUUCAGAAGUUUAUGAAUUACCCACAUUCAAAAUAAACCCGAAUACUUGUAUGGAACCCUGUCCUGAUACUUUGUUGUUAUUUUUAUUGUACUCUACCCCCUUACUUAUUCCGCUUACAUGCAGGGCGAAGAAACAUCAAGUCUAUUUCCGUCGCAUGAUGUUACAAACAACCCUAAAAUUGCAAUAUGAUUACAAAUGAUAUUAUUUUUGGGCAUAUAUUUUAUAAGCCCGAAAAUAAAAGGAAAUGUAAUAGUGAACUCUUCAAUAAUAUAUAUAAGUGAGGGGGUUUAUUAACAGCAUAAAACCUUGUAUUCACUAGGCAAUAUUGCACUCGCAACACGUCACUUUCAACAAGUCUGAUAUUAAAUGCCAUUAUGGCUGGAUAUCGAUUGUAAAAAACCUAGCUGUAUAACCUCACUACGAAUCGCGUUCAGAGGGCAGCUGUAUCACUAGUUCAUUUUAUUUUUCUCGUUUGUGGAAAUUAUUUUAGCUACACUGCACUAAGUUAGAAUGGUCACAGUCUUGCCAGUAUAUGACCAGUUGUUGCCUAGUGUAUGCAAGACAUAAUUUAACUCUCUAUAUGAUUAUUUUUUUACGUUACUUUGCUUUCUUACGUUAAUUUUACGUACACUUAUUAAGCACGCUUUCAACAUAUUUUUUCGGCGCUCAAUUUGCAUUCCUUCCCGCCGCACUGACGCCAAGAUAUCACGAAACGGUUUUUGCGUUGUUUAUUUUUAUUGCCACCUCAUUGUUAUUUAUUUAUUCC